AUGAAGGCCUUCACUCUUCUCGCGGCGGCCUCAGCGGCCUCGGCACACACCAUCUUCGUCCAGCUCGAGGCGGAUGGCACAACGUACCCGGUAUCUCACGGUAUCCGGACCCCGACCUACGACGGCCCCAUCACCGACGUCACUUCCGACGACGUUGCCUGCAAUGGCGGCCCGAACCCGACGACCCCGUCCAGCGAGGUCAUCACCGUCUCUGCGGGCACCACCGUCAAGGCCGUCUGGAGGCAUACUCUCGACUCGGGCCCCGAGGAUGUCAUGGACGCGAGCCACAAGGGCCCGACCAUGGCCUACCUCAAGAAGGUCGACGACGCUGUGACCGACAGUGGCAUCGGCGAUGGAUGGUUCAAGAUCCAGGAGGACGGCUACAGCAACGGCCAAUGGGGUACCAGCACCGUCAUUGAGAACUCUGGUCUCCAUACCAUUGACAUCCCGGCUUGCAUUCCCGAGGGCCAGUACCUCCUCCGCGCCGAGAUGAUCGCUCUCCACAGUGCCGGCUCCCCCGGUGGCGCUCAGCUCUACAUGGAAUGCGCCCAGCUCAACAUUGUCGGUGGCUCUGGCUCGGUCCCCACCGACACCGUCAGCUUCCCUGGUGCCUACCCCGCCGACGACCCGGGCAUCGUCGUCGACAUCUACUCCAUGUCGCCCUCCGACUCCUACAGCGUCCCGGGCCCGGACGCCUUCUCUUGCUAG
Molecule: messenger RNA, 708 nt
Organism: Chaetomium fimeti
Lineage: Eukaryota; Fungi; Ascomycota; Sordariomycetes; Sordariales; Chaetomiaceae
Product: glycoside hydrolase family 61 protein
Exons: 3
Coding region: 1-708 (235 amino acids)
Source: RefSeq, a predicted model, not a curated record